AAAACUUUACCUACUCACACGUCAUUGGCUGGCCUACGUAACGCCCCCUAACAACCGAGUCCCCUCCCCUUACCAACGGACUUCCUGCUCCUCCCGUGAUGUCACGGGUGAUCGUGACGCCACAACGCGGAAGUCGCCGAAGUUUCGUUCGGUGGGGGGACCGUAGUUCAGUGACGGUGGUGGGGAGAGGACGAAGAUGGCGCCGUCCGGCCUGAAAGCGGUGGUCGGAGAGAAAAUCCUGAACGGGGUUAUCGCCACUGUGAAGAAGGAUGGAGAAUGGAAGGUCCUCAUCAUCGAUCACACCAGUAUGCGCAUCCUUUCCUCCUGCUGUAAAAUGUCAGACAUAUUGGAUGGAGGCAUCACCAUCGUCGAAGACGUCAACAAAAGGCGAGAACCGAUUCCCAGCCUGGAAGCCAUUUACUUCCUCACUCCCAGUGAAAAGUCUGUCCGAGCUCUUAUAUCCGACUUCAAAGACCUAUCAGCUCCUAUGUACAAGGCAGCCCAUAUAUUUUUCACAGACACCUGUCCAGAGAAUUUAUUUAAUGAAUUGGGGAAAUCCAGACUACCAAAACUGAUAAGGACAUUAAAGGAGAUUAAUUUGGCGUUCCUCCCGUAUGAGAGUCAGGUCUACUGUUUAGAUGCAAAGGACUCCUUCCACACUCUUUUCAGCAAUGCAGAAAAGGAAGUUCGGAACAGGUGCCUGGAGAUGCUGGCAGAACAGAUUGCCACGUUGUGCGAGACAUUAAAGGAGUAUCCCUCUGUAAGAUACCGCAGUGGCUAUGAGGACAACACCACCCUCGCACACAUGGUGCAAGACAGGUUGAACGCAUUCAAAGCAGACAACCCCACAAUGGGAGAGGGCCCAGCCAAGUCCCGCUCCCAGCUCCUGAUAGUGGAUCGUGGAUAUGACCCCGUGUCUCCUCUCCUGCAUGAGCUCACCUUUCAAGCCAUGGCUUACGACCUCCUAGAUAUUCAGCAAGACAUAUACCAAUAUGAGACCACCGGCAUCGGAGAUUCCCGAGAGAAGCAGGUCUUAUUAGAUGAAGAUGAUGACCUGUGGGUGGAGCUCCGUCAUAUGCACAUCGCAGACGUGUCUAAGAAAGUGACAGAAUUGUUGAGAUCUUUUUGUGAGAGUAAAAGAAUGACGACGGACAAGGCCAACAUCAAAGACUUGUCUCAGAUACUGAAAAAGAUGCCGCAAUAUCAGAAAGAACUAAAUAAGUACUCUACUCACCUUCAUCUGGCUGAGGACUGCAUGAAGCGUUUUAGAGGAGGUAUAGACAAACUGUGUGGUGUGGAACAGGACUUGGCCAUGGGCUCUGAUGUUGAAGGUCAGAAAUUAAAGGAUCCCAUGAAGAUUAUUGUUCCCGUGCUACUGGAUCCAGCUGUCAAACCUUAUGACAAGAUCCGUAUCAUCAUGCUAUACAUUUACCUAAAGAAUGGUAUAACAGAGGAGAAUUUAACCAAACUAAUCCAGCAUGCCAACAUACAGAGCGACAGCAACAUCAUUCGUAACCUGCAGCGCCUGGGGACCCGCGUGAUAUCAGGGCAACCCUCCACACCGCAAAGGCCUGACAGAAAGAUCCGGCUACAGUCCGCUUAUGACCUGUCUCGCUGGAUACCCGUUCUAAAAGAUGUCAUGGAGGAUGCUAUUGAAGAUAAGCUGGAUAAGAAACUGUGGCCUUACGUCUCGGAACCCUGCAACCAAAUGGCGAGUGCUCAGACAGUGGUGAGUGCACGGUUCGGUCACUGGCACAAGACGCGCAGCGCUGCAGAAUACAGAUCAGGACCCCGGCUCAUUGUCUACGUCCUGGGAGGAGUUUCCAUGUCUGAAAUGAGAUGCGCCUAUGAGAUUACAAAAGCAACAGACUCCAAAUGGGAAGUUCUGAUCGGCUCCACUCACAUCCUAACACCCAGCACCUUCCUGGACGGCCUGAAGUCUCUGGAUUAGCGGUUUCCUGACAAUGAAUACGCGACUUCCACCUUCUUUUGGCUCCUUGUCCGCCUUAGUAACGCUCCAGAAAUCACGCUGCAGCUAUACCCACCAGCCAGCGAGGCUGCAGAGGACACCGGCCUUGUGUCUUCCUCUAGUUACAAGUGCGCCCCCUACUUUAUGUCAGCGGGGUCUGCCUUCUGCCUUAUCUAACCAGGUUUUAUCACUCGGAAGGCCUUGGAAGAACUAUUCAUCCUACUUAGUCGCGUUAAAAAAAAAAAAAUCACUAUUGAUGUCUAUUUCUGCUGAAACUUUGUAGCCAAAAAAAAAAAAAAAAAAAUCCCCAAAGAUUCCUGAAGGAUAUUUAUAUUUUUCAUAGUGUGCCUUAUACGACCUGGUAUUCCGCCAGUCUGCCUACCCUCGCCACCGCUGCUGCCACCUUGGGCGCACAGGGUCCACCUUCCAUAGACAUUUCAUGAUCUCGGCUUCAGAUCUGGGAAAGCUCAGUAAUAUUUGCUCUUUGUAAGUAUAGUCUAGUACCGGAUGAUGUUCCUUAUAGUAUACAGCAGUGUUUUUCUAACCAGUGUGCCUCCAGCUGUUGCAAAACUACAACUCCCAGCAUACCCGGACAGCCUUUGGCUGUCCGGGCAUGCUGGGAAUUGUAGUUUUGCAACAGCUGGAGGCACACUGGUUGAGAAACCCUAGUCUACAGCGUUUUAUUUGGAGGGGGUUCUAUUGAUUUCUAUCUUGUGUACAGAUCAAUCGCUUGUAAAUUUAUUUGCAUGAAACGGAUAAUUCAGAGCGACCCCUGCUGGUCGUAUUGUGUAUUAACUUUAAGAGAAAAAAAAAUUAUGUAUGUUUCCAUCCAUUUAUACAGUUUAUUUGCUAUAGCGGACCAAAGCUAGUAACCAUACUGUGUGUGUGUGUGUGUGUGUGUGUGUGUAUGUAUAUGUUAUUUUUUUUUGUUUUUAUUUUAUUUUUUAUUUUAUUUUUUUGGUGAUACCUAUGGAACGACCCUAUAAAAUACACGGUUUAUGGUAA
Hyla sarda is the source of this 2974-nucleotide messenger RNA. It is a transcript of the gene STXBP2, whose product is annotated as syntaxin binding protein 2. Gene Ontology annotation, cellular component: secretory granule; plasma membrane. Gene Ontology annotation, molecular function: syntaxin-3 binding. The transcript is spliced from 19 exons. The record is from RefSeq and is a predicted model, not a curated record. Gene Ontology annotation, biological process: intracellular protein transport; neurotransmitter secretion; vesicle-mediated transport. Lineage: Eukaryota; Metazoa; Chordata; Amphibia; Anura; Hylidae. The coding region runs from base 197 to 1951 and encodes 584 amino acids.